Messenger RNA from Cloeon dipterum, 8842 nucleotides. Its product is annotated as insulin-like peptide receptor. NCBI's taxonomy places the organism in Eukaryota, Metazoa, Arthropoda, Insecta, Ephemeroptera, Baetidae. Gene Ontology annotation, cellular component: plasma membrane; signaling receptor complex. The transcript has 19 exons. The coding region runs from base 476 to 4966 and encodes 1496 amino acids. Gene Ontology annotation, molecular function: protein binding; transmembrane receptor protein tyrosine kinase activity; ATP binding. The record is from RefSeq and is a predicted model, not a curated record. Gene Ontology annotation, biological process: multicellular organism development; positive regulation of kinase activity; cell surface receptor protein tyrosine kinase signaling pathway.
CCUCCUCCUCACAGACGCAUGCAUCAAUUUCAUCACAAGAUCGUUCACUGAUUGUUCACGUUCGUGACGGAAGCUGCCGCGACUGUACCGCUUUGACGGCUUUUCGACCGAUUCGACGAGACGACUGCCAAAGAGGAGCUUAACUGCCGAAACAGGUGCUGCUGGUGCGGUGUGAGUGAACUUGCUGGCGAGAGGGGAAGCGGCGGAGGGAGAGGGGCAGCCCCAGCCAGCCGAGGAGGACGGCAGCGGCGGCGGCGGCAGUUUCAGUUGUUGUGUCGUGCUGGAAGGCUCGUCGGCAGCUUGUGCGCGCGAGUGUUUCGUCCCAAAGAGAAAGAAAAAUUAUUACUAAUACUACGUCGUGCUGAUAUUGUUGUUGUUGCUGUUGUGCUCAGAAGAAGAUUGUACGGCGGCGCGGAGAUGCUAAGCGGUGGCAGUUGACCAUGUGCACGGCCCCUAGGCUCCCGAAUCGCAAGGCAUGACCGGUCGACCCAUGGCCGACGACGACGAAGAGCACGGCCGGCCCCCUGGCCGCCCCCAGCCGGCCCCCACAGUGCUCGCGGCUGCCGUGUUGCUCCUACUCGUGGGGCACGCCGCGGCCCAGCUCACCCCCAACGCCGACAUCGCGCCCACCAGGAACCAAGGCAUCUGUAAGCGUGGCUUUGACCUCCGCAACAACGCGCAGAACUUUGAGCGCCUCCGCGGCUGCCGCGUAAUUGAGGGCUCGGUGCAAAUCGUGCUGAUAGCCGAUGACCUGAACAACCUGUCGUUCCCUGAGCUACGCGAGAUCACCGGCUACCUGCUGUUGUACCGCGUGUCUGGCCUGCGCAGCCUGGCGCACCUGUUCCCCAACCUGUCCGUGAUCCGCGGCAAAAGCCUGCUGCACAACUACGCGCUCAUCCUCUACGAGAACUUCAACCUGCAGGAGGUCGGUCUUCACUCGCUAACGCACAUCCUCCGCGGAUACGUGCGCAUCGAGAAGAACCCGGCGCUCUGCUACGUCGACACCAUCGACUGGGACUUCAUCGCCAGGGCCGAGAACCCUGAGCACAAAAUCAAAAAUAAUAAGAAGCGGAAUGAGUGCCCCGGCUGUCCCGAGAAGGGAUGUCCCGUGUCACCGCAGAAGAAUGAGCCUCUCUGCUGGAACAAACAGCACUGCCAGAAAGCCUACUCUACUUGCCCGGAAUCGUCAAACUGCAGUUCCAAGUUGUGCAACGACAACGGAACGUGCUGCCACGAAAACUGCAUCGGCGGCUGCUACGGCAACGGUGCCGACCAGUGUUUCGCCUGCAAGAACGUAAAUUUCAACGGAAAGUGCAUCUCAAGAUGCCCUGUUGGCACAUACGAGUACAUAAACCAGCGGUGCAUCGAGGAGGCCGAGUGCCGCAACAUUUCCGUGCCGGAGUCGAUCCACGGCAUCAGCUCCAAGUCGAUGAUCCCGUUCAACAACUCGUGCACGCCCGAGUGCCCGGCCAACCACCAGGAGUCGGAGAUCGUGGUCAACAACAUGACUGUCUUGACUUGCAAGCCGUGCUACGGCUCGCAGUGCCGCGUCGAGUGCGAGGGGCUGAACGUCGACUCGAUCCAGUCGGCGCAGCACCUGCGUGGCUGCACCCACAUCAAGGGCGGCCUCGAGAUCACCAUCCGCGGAGGAAAAAACAUCGUCCGCGAGCUGGAGGAAAAUCUCAACUCGAUCCAAGAGAUUGAUCAGUACUUGAAAAUCGUGCGUUCAUACCCGCUCGUGUCUCUCAAUUUCCUCAAGAAUCUCACUGUCAUCCGUGGCACCAAGCUCUACCAGGACAAGUACGCGAUCGUGAUGCGGGACAACCCAAACAUGCAAGAGCUGUGGGAAUGGGGUAAAGACCACAACAUGACGGUGAACGGCAGGCUCUUCUUCCACAACAACCCAAAGCUUUGCAUCAACAAGAUCAUGGAGCUGAAAGAGCGGGCCAAGAUGCCGGAAUUCACCGACACGGAAGUGGCGCCCGACUCUAACGGCGACAAGGUGGCUUGCAACGUGACUACGCUGCGCGCCUACGUCGUCAAGUUGAGCGCCGAGGGCGUGAUACUCGGCUGGCAGUCGUACAAACACCACGACCCCAGGGAGCUGCUCGGCUACGUCGUCUACUACAUCGAGGCGCCGUCCAAGAACAUUUCAUUGUUCGACGGCCGCGACGCAUGUGGCAACGACGGCUGGCACGUUGAAGACGUGCAGAUCGACCACGACGAGGGAACUGAGCAAUCCGGGGUGCUGCCUGACGUCAAUCACCUGAUCGCCCACCUCAAGCCGUACACGCAGUACGCGUACUACAUCAAGACUUACAUGCUCUCCUCGCGCGGUUCCAACGCCCAGGGUGGACAGAGCCCCCUCCAUUACUUCCGGACUCAACCAUCAAUUCCUUCAAGCCCGAGGCACUUGAAAGCGUUUUCCAACUCAACUUCGGAAAUCGUGGCCACUUGGUCACCGCCGGCCGAGCCCAAUGGAAAUAUCACCAGCUACAAGGUCAGGGUCGAGUAUCACAUGACCGACUUCAUUGAGCAGAGAGACUACUGCAAGGAAAAAAUUUACUUCCUGCCUGAGAAAAAGGAGAAUCAGCCACAGAUCCACCUGUUGGACAAGGAGGAGAAGACUUCGACAGCGCUGAGCGACAAGGGCACGUGCUCAUGCGACGAGCAGAAGAAGGUGCGUCCGGAUGAGGGUGACAAGUUGGAGGAAAUUGGCUUCGAGGACUACUUGCAGAACAUCAUCUAUGUGAAGCGGCCGUCGCCCAACAGCCGGCGACGGCGGGACACGUCCGAGGCAUUCUCGUACGGCAGUGAAAAAAGCAUCUUGUCGGGGGUCUACGAGACCAAGGAAGAAAACACCAACAAUUUGUUGCUCUUCCCGGACACGGUGGAGAAGAGCGGCACUGCCACGCCGCCACCGCAGGUCGAGGAAAAGAACAAACGUGAUGAAAAAGGCCGAUACUUGGAAUUCACUACCAAUGUCACGGAGCCGAUGGUGGUCAUCAAAAUGCUUAAGCACUUCUCCAGCUACAAGAUCUCGGUGGCUGCGUGCCGCGAGCUCAUGCCCAAUGAGACCGCAGCCCAUCACUGCAGCCUUGCCAGCGUCGAGUUCGCCAGGACCAGCCCGCAAGAAAAUGCGGACAACUUGGACUCGAAUCGAAUUUUCAUCGAAAUCAACAACACGACAGUGGAGCCGCUGGUAAGGGUUAGGUGGGACGAGCCAAUCGACCCCAACGGCCUGGUUGUCACUUACACCCUGGAGUACAGGAGGGUUGACGUUGAGCCGCCUGGAAAGUCGUUCCAAGAGUGCAUUUCGCGGCAGGAGUUCCGUCAGGCAGGCGGCUCGUACGUGAUCGGUGAGGCGCCACGCAACCUGCAACCCGGCAAUUACAGCCUGCGCAUCAGUGCGUCCACCAUGGUUGGCCAGGGGGAGUACUCCUCCUUCAAGUACUUUGUAAUCGAGAAAUCUCCCUCAAAUCCGAGCCAGCUGUUGAUCGUAGUGUUCAUCGUUGUUGUAUUCCUGAUGGUUGUCGUGAUCGGCCUGAUGCUGCAGAACCACCGCAAGAAGACACACCUCGCCAACAUGAAGAUUAUAGCCACGGUCAAUCCUGAAUACGUCAGUACAAUUUACGUGCCUGACGAGUGGGAGGUGCCACGGAAAAAGAUCGAACUCAUCAAGGAGUUGGGCCAAGGUUCUUUUGGCAUGGUGUAUGAGGGCAUCGCCAGGGACAUCCAAAAUCGGCCAGAGAUGCCGUGCGCGGUCAAAACAGCUGGCGCGCAGGCCACCGAUCGCGAGCGGAUGGAGUUCCUCAAGGAAGCCUCCGUCAUGAAGGAGUUCAAAACGAACCACGUGGUGCGGCUUCUGGGAGUGGUGUCCCAGGGCUGCCCUGAACUACCAGCUCUGGUCAUCAUGGAGCUCAUGGCCAAUGGAGACUUGAAGACCUACCUGCGCUCACACAGACCUGAUGAGGAGUCCACCGACCCCAACUCACGCCCGCCCACCUUGAAGAGGAUUCUUCAAAUGGCGGCGGAAAUCGCUGACGGAAUGGCCUACCUGGCCUUCAAGAAGUUUGUGCACCGCGACUUGGCUGCCAGGAACUGCAUGGUGGCUGCAGACAUGACCGUCAAGAUAGGUGACUUUGGCAUGACCAGAGACAUCUAUGACACUGACUACUACAGAAAAGACACAAAAGGACUAUUGCCGGUGCGGUGGAUGGCCCCUGAGAGCCUCCGCGACGGCAUUUUCACCAGCUCAUCGGACGUCUGGAGCUACGGAGUGGUGCUCUGGGAAAUGGCAACCCUGGCGCUGCAACCCUAUCAGGGCCUGUCAAACGACCAGGUGCUGCGGUACGUGAUCGACGGCGGGGUGAUGGAGCCGCCGGAGAACUGCCCGCAGCGGCUGUACGACCUAAUGAAGCUGUGCUGGCAGACGAAGCCGCAGAGGCGUCCAAGCUUCCUGGAGCUGGUGACACGCCUGGUACCAGACGUGGGCACAGCGUUCACCGAGGUCUCGUUCUACCACCAGCCAGAUAACCGGGAGCUGCGCGACCAGGCGGUGGCGCUGGUGAUCAGCAAGUCGCGGCUGCAGAAGCAACACCAGCUGCAGCAGCAGCACCACCACCUGCCGAGCCGCGUCGACAUCGAGGACUUCCACAUCGGUGGCCCGGACAGCGAGUCCGAGGAGGAUGUGGGCGAGGCGGCUGCGCUGACAGCGCCGCUGCGAAGCUACCCAGCGCUCAGUCCGAUCGAUCAGCGGCCACAGGCGGCAGCCACGGCCGCCGCGAACAACAACCAGGGCGACGCCAAGUUGGGCAAUGGUGGCGGGCAGACGGCCAACGGCUUCCUCGGCCACCACCACCUGAAUUUGAACCUGAACCACAACAACCACCACCACAGGCACAAUAACCACACGGUGGCGUCGUCGUCGUCGGAGCCGCCGCCGCACAAGACGACCGAGUGCUAACCCUUGUUCACCCGCGAGAACACCAACAAGACUCUGUGAGCGAGCGGCGGCCGCGCCGAUCUCGGCGUUCGCAGCCCCAAAGGCCGUGAGGAUAAUGCAUUUUAAUUGCGCGGCCCGCCCCGCUCGCUUGGACCUGCAGUGAAGUGUCUCGCUGGGUGCACUCGACUUGACAGACUGAUCAGACUCGAAUCCUCUCGUUCGUUGUUGACUUUGUCGCUUUUAUUUAUUCUUAUUCUCUACGUGGAUUAUCUAUUAUAUUCAAUUCAUCAUUAUUCUGUAAUGGCAUCAAGUCAAGUUGAAAGUCUGCAAUUUUAUUUACUAUCUAAGUUUUUACUUUAGCAACGUAAGUUAGCUGUACGUAAAUCAUCAUCAGCCUAGAUUUAUACAUACACACACAAACACACACACGUAACCGACCGGUUGGUUGCUUACGACGGAAUAAUUCUUGUCUUUUUUUCUCUCUAUCUCUCUGAAUGCAGGGUGGUUCGUUCGAUCAUUAUAUUUGUUUUUAUUUUACUCCCUGCCGCUACGGUGGAGGGUUCCCACUUCAUGCAGCGCCUGUAAGCCAUUCCGUUGCAAAAGUAAUUUGCGCGAGAAACAAAAAAUUCGGCCUAUUAUUUCAUAUUCAAUCCUGCGGCUGUGUUUUCUUGACUUUAAAAUAUUAUAUUUGACGAGCUGAAAAGCAAAAUCGGUUCAGCCAAUCAAGGUAGAAACCUAUAACGUGGACGGCUGCUAUUCAGCUUUACAAAUGCGAUCAUUUUAAAGUCUAGAAUGUGCAGUAGCAAGAUUAAAUUCUGAAGUUGUUUUUAUAAAGUUCAAAAUACAUGGUGGUGCCAUCGGAUGGCAUCAUUCUACAUUUGCGCAAGCCCUUAGUGUUUGAAGCCAUGAACAAUGUCACGUUAUUCUAACUAAUUUUGUGGCACUUCUAAUACGAUUUAAGUUUCAAUCCUGCUGCAUUCCGCUCUAAAAUUCUUUCAAUGUGCUCAAACCAUAAAAUCAAUUCAGCCAAUCGCUGUAGAAACUUAAGAAACAAAUUUUUAAAUAAAAAAAUCUUUGCUUAAGCUUCUACGGCGAUUAGCAGAAUUGAUUGUGUAUUCAGCACAUGGCUAGAAAAAAAUAUCUAUAAAGAAAGCUGAGUGGUAGGAUUGAGUGCCUUAAAAAUUGUAAGUAUAUGGUGGGGUCAUCUAUUGGCGGCUCCGAGCGCUGAGGGGCUUCGCAAAUUAACAAUUAUUGAACAUUGUUUGCACCCUCCUAAAAGUUUUGGGUUCCUGAUUCCGGAUUCAAUCCUGCUGAUGGCCAAUUUAGACGCUAAAAAGCAUUAUUUAUUCUGAAAUCCAAAUUGGGUCCAGUUGAGAAACUAAAUGCUCAGCAUCGGGAAUUAAACCGAAAUCCAACGUGCCAGAAACUUUCCAUUUCAAUCCAAAAAUCAAUGUCUGAUUCGAAAAAUCCCGAAAUCUCGCGCACUUUACCGGCAAACGAUAGCAGCAGCUACAACUCAGGUUACCAGAACCAACUGGGCGGCGCCUAAUCUUGCUCUAUGAAUGUCACUUUUCCUCUCUCCUUUUAUUCUUUUCUUUCUCACCACACAUCUGAGCGUAGUGUUUCACGGGACGAAAAAUCAACCGCACGAACCGGGCAGCCUAUGGGAAGUCGAGCACGCAGCCAACUGACAAUACUCACCCUUUAAUUUUGUUUAUUUUUUUACUUUCCUUCGUUGGAAGAAGUUGCUCCAAGCAUUCUCUCUCUAUCUCUGUGCAUGAUAUCUCGCUGCUUAAAUAUUGUGUGCAACCGCAUUUUCGACGCAUUUAUACCCCCGUCAAAUUCAAAGCACAUCGAUUUCCUGUAGUUUAAAAACAUUGCAAAGACUCGGCGCCCGCGUUCAGCUGACCAAGUGCUGAAAACUACUCGCAAACAAGUUCCUGCAUUGUGUUAUACAUAUACGAAAGUAAAAAAAAUACUAUCAUAUAUUUUGGUUCUUUUUGUCUCGACCAAAAAUACUGGAACCGGUAGUAUUACGAGAUAUUUAUUGUACUAUAAUUACUAACGGAUGUACCCGCCCCCGGCGCCCCCCUGCGAAUCGACUUAUAUUGUAAACGAACUCUUGCCAUGGCCUAUUCGAGUAAGAACAGCAGCACAAUAAUGUUUAAAAAGAAAAAAAAUUGGUAGUUUCUCUCUCUGCAAUACACACGCGCACCGUAGAUAAAAAAAGGAAAAAGUGUAUAAAGUGUCUCUCGUUUCUCGGCGGCGGCGGUUAGUUGAAAAACUUUUUGAGGAGAAUAAAAUAACGUACGAAGAAAAACCCCACAGUAGAGGUGAAUGCGUCACAACAAGCUCAAAAGUGCAGACACACGUAGCUGUAUUGAUUUGUGCCAAAAUUUCUCACCAAAAGAGCUUUUACCGCGCUGAAAACUAACUUAGAUACUCACAUACGACGAAACACGGGGUAUAACGUUUAAAAUAUAAAAAUAGGAAGGAUCGAAAGCCCGAACACUAUCGAUUUUGGGAAGCGUGUAAUUUUUUAUACGAGUGAAUUUUUAUAUAUAUAAAACGGAAAUAGUUCGAGAAUCAGUAGACACGUGUGCAUUAUUGAAUUAGGUCUAUGGCUUUCGCAGUGGCUUUUUUCUGAUCCGGACGGAGCCCGGACAGAUUUUUUUAAUUAUUAACCCCUCCCUGCUUUCGCAGCGUUUCCGUUCCAUUUUUAUUUUUAGUACAUAACAAACACACACAACCGAGCAAGAGCCCCGAAACAUUUCGAGAACAAUAAUGUUAUUAUUUACUGACAAGGGAAUCAAACCAUUUGAACCGUGAAUUUGGAAAGAUCUCAGGUGAAUUUCCCGUUUUAGCGAUCUAUUAUCACGCGGUGGAGGAUCACGGUCGUUCUAAAUGGCAAAAAAUGACGUUUAUCGCCGCCGGUCAAUCAGAGCAUCCGCGAUCCUCCAUCAAGCGAUAAUAUAUCACUUUUUGACAUAAUAGGGAAGGAAACCUAUGAUUUAAAAUCAAAAUUUUGGGAUCAAUUGGUGCGCUUCCCAGUUGAGACAAAAGCAGGCAGCCCGCGCUUAGUAUAAAUCUAUACUUACGAAAAGCAAUGGAGCAAAUGAGAUGAAAAGAAGAAUCAGAAAUUUUGUGUGUUUUCGGUGUCAUUCCAGCAUUACGAAUGAGGCAUAUCACGGUUGAUAGAAUUGUAUUAACGAAAAACAAAAUAAUAAACAAUCGGAAAUGAGCAUGACUGUGCGUUUACGUUUGUUUCUAUAGUGCCGACCUGAGAUGAGAGCAUUUUUGUGUAACUUUUAUUAUUACUUAUAUUAAAUGUGAACCAUGCAGUACUAGUUGACAGCGCUGAUUUGACCUGUAGACUCGUUCGUUCGUUCGAAAUCAUCAGUAUGUAUCUUGAACAGGGACUAAGCUGUAAGAAACACACACACUCGUGUACCGUGCGCUCACCAAACACUCUCUCACACUCACUCAUUUUUGCCGCAUGCGAUUAAGAUUUAAACGGAAGUUGAAAAAAACAGACACACUGAACCUCGCGAUCGAUAUAAUUAUACAAUUUUUAUUUGUUCCGAUGAUGAUUGCUCCAAUUUUUCCUCGAUUGAGUUCAAAACUCACGCGCAGACAGACAAGACAGGAAGGAGGCAGAUACACGAAUCCAGCAACAGACAGAGUGUAAUAGAAGACUUGUUUUAACUUUAAAUGUAAUAAUAUACAAUUAAUGAUUAUUUACUGAGCAGAACGAUUAUAGUGUUAUCACGGUGAGAUAAUGACAACUGAUCAAUGCAUUGAAAUACAAUUAAAAUUAAAAAUCAGAUGACGAGGACACAUGUAUACCAAAUAGAACUGUAAAUAAAGAAAAGGAUCCUUACAAAGUUCUGAAAUAAA